AUGGUCAACCAUCCGGGCAAUGGACUUGUGACCUACGGUCUACUUCUGAGCUUACCUUUGCGAGUGGUGCUAUAUGCAGCAUUUCUUUACCUGGAUAAUCUGAUGGCCCUCUUGCAGUUGAUCCAGGAGAUUUUGAGCCUGAAUGUGGAGGUGCUCGUUUUGGGCAUCAUGUACAUGUGCAAUCGAUGGCCGAUUGCGGGUUCACCACUUCAAGUGAUCGUCCUGCGUAUCGUCCAUUUCUAUAUGAGCACUUGGGGUCUGCUGCUCAACCGGCUCAUCCACUACUUGAAGUUCCCGUGCGUCAUUCUGAGACGACUCAGCCGAGUUUUCCACCUCUGCGCCCAGAGACGCACCUGGGCGAUCAUGCUGCAGCCGAGCUGA
Molecule: messenger RNA, 381 nt
Organism: Drosophila takahashii
Lineage: Eukaryota; Metazoa; Arthropoda; Insecta; Diptera; Drosophilidae
Source: RefSeq, a predicted model, not a curated record